AUGGAGUUGUAUGUUUAUAUAUUUGAUUGCUAUGUGUACACUGUUUAUGUAUUUUCAGUGAACGAAGGUUUGGUGGGUGAUUCAUUAAGUACAGAUCAAGGAGAUUUAAACAUUGAUGGAUCUUCUUCUAUUCCAGUUGAUGAAGAUUUGGUUGGUGUUGUAGUAAGUAAUGGUGAUGAAGCUUUUGAUUUGUAUAAUGAACAUGCAUAUAGAGUUGGUUUUAGUGUGAGGAAGGGUAAACAAUGUUACAAGGCAUCUACCAAGACAAUUCAAAUGAAGAGGUUUUACUGUUCUAAGGCUGGUUUUAAGUGUAAGGCAGAUGGUGGUGUUAAGCUUUAUUCAAAAAUUGAUACAAGGACAGGGUCUGGUGCUUUUGUUCAGUUUGAUGUGGGGGGUGAUGGAUUGUGGACAGUUGCAAAACAUAUGAAGGUGCACAACCAUGAGCUAUGUGAUUUAGAUAAGAGUCAUCUACUUCGUUCACAUAGGAGAGUGGGAAGUAACCAGCUUUCAUGUUUAAAAGAUUUGAAGCAGAGUGGAGUUGGGGUGGCAGGGGGUAUUAGGUUUUUGAAACACCAAUCAGGCGGGUCUCCAUUGGUUGGUUUCACUAGUCGUGAUGCUUAUAAUUCGUUGGCUUUUGACACAGUUAAGAGUUUAGAUGGAACUGAUUCAAAUUCGUUGAUUGAAAUAUUUAGGAGGAGGCAGUCUAAUGAGUCUGACUUUUUUUUCGAUUUUGAAGUUGAUUCUGACUCAAGACUGUGUAAUUUUUUUUGGAGGGAUGGUCAAAUGAGACGGGAUUAUGAAUUGUUUGGAGAUUUGUUAGUGCAUGAUACAACAUAUCGCACUAACAAAUAUGAUAUGAUAUGUGGGCCGUUUGUAGGGAUGAAUCAUCAUUGUAUGAAUGUAAUGUUUGGUUGUGGGUUUUUGAAGAACGAGAGGAUAGAAUCCUUUGUGUGGUUGUUUAAAGCUUUUUUAAGAUCUAUGGAUGGCAAGUGUCAACAAUCGAUUAUGACGGAUCAAUGUGCAGCCAUGGCUGCUGCUAUUUCUAUAGUUUUUCCAUCAUCACGCCAUCGUCUUUGCAUAUGGCAUAUUGACACUGAAGCUGAAUUUGAAUUCUAUUGGACUAGGAUGGUGACUGAAUUUAAGUGUCACAAGAAUACAUGGCUAGGGAAGAUUUAUGAUUGUAGGGAGAAGUGGUGUCCAGCUUUCAAUAAGGAUUAUUUUUCUGGGGGUAUUCUACCUUCACAAAGGAGUGAAACCACUAAUCAUUCAAUUUCUAGAAGGCUGUCUAAGACUGCUGGUUUGUGUGAUUUCUACUCAUCGUUUGUUAGUGUUAUUUCUGAGUGGAGAAGUAAAGAAAAUGGUGAAGACUUUCGCUGUGCUCAAGGUGUACCUGCCAUGAUGAUUGACAAUGUGAAACUUCUUUCACAUGCUAGAGAGUUGCAAACUGUUUUCUGA
Molecule: messenger RNA, 1455 nt
Organism: Ipomoea nil (Japanese morning glory)
Lineage: Eukaryota; Viridiplantae; Streptophyta; Magnoliopsida; Solanales; Convolvulaceae
Product: protein FAR1-RELATED SEQUENCE 5-like
Exons: 6
Coding region: 1-1455 (484 amino acids)
Biological process (GO): regulation of DNA-templated transcription
Source: RefSeq, a predicted model, not a curated record